Messenger RNA from Linum trigynum, 768 nucleotides. NCBI's taxonomy places the organism in Eukaryota, Viridiplantae, Streptophyta, Magnoliopsida, Malpighiales, Linaceae. The record is from the annotation of a GenBank genome assembly.
UUGGAGGAGAAAAAGGAGGUUAAAGGAUCGAUCAAUGACAACCGUGUGGAGCAAGAAGAACUCACACCAGAGGGCUCCCUUGGUGAGGAUGAACAGGAAGGUGGCGUUGACGACUCUCAUCACUUUCCCCUUCUCGAGAGUAACUUUGAAGAUCGAGUCAUGAGUGUGGAGGAGCAAGAGAAUCCUUUCUAUGAUCUUGCAUGGCAUCUUGGCCUCCAAACCGUGCUUGAGGACAUGAAUGGGAAGGAGAAGGAAGAGGAGGAAGUAAGCAUUGAGGAAGGGGAAGAUCUUGAUUGUUCCCAAGGGACGGAACGAAUUGAAGAAGAAGGAAGAGAGGUUGAAGAUGAAUUUGACGGAGCAAGUGGUGUCCAAGACGAGAAUGAGGUCAGGGUGGAUAAAGCAUCCACAAGUUACAAGAUGCUAUGAAAGCUUUCCACCCUACCUCGAUGCAAUUUUGGAGAAGGACCCAAUUGUGGCUCUUUGCCAAUCCAAGGCCAAACCAUUGGCUAUCCCUCUUGGUGGAUGCUAUGGAAGCCAAUUGAGUUUGCACUAUAUGGUAUGGGGCAAAGAGAAGGAAGAAGGAGAUGUCUUGUGGGUAGAGCCUCAUGACAACUCAAGUCAACGAGCCCUCAAUCAUGGAUUCGUCCAAAGCUUGUGACAUGAGACACCACCUCACCAACGAGAACCUCAACUUCAAGGAGGUUCUUGGGUGGACCGAAACUUGAAGAGAAACCGUCUAGCUCACGACAUUAAAGAAGCGCUUGUUGG